Messenger RNA from Galendromus occidentalis (western predatory mite), 1162 nucleotides. RefSeq names its product potassium channel subfamily K member 15. The record is from RefSeq and is a predicted model, not a curated record. NCBI's taxonomy places the organism in Eukaryota, Metazoa, Arthropoda, Arachnida, Mesostigmata, Phytoseiidae. Bases 1 to 1047 code for a protein of 348 amino acids. Gene Ontology annotation, molecular function: potassium ion leak channel activity; outward rectifier potassium channel activity. Gene Ontology annotation, cellular component: plasma membrane. Gene Ontology annotation, biological process: stabilization of membrane potential; potassium ion transmembrane transport. The transcript has 6 exons.
AUGGAAGACGCCAAAUCAGAAAUUUCGCUGCGGGUCGACAGUAAGGUUACAGAAGGAAAAUCGCGCGGCGCAAAGUUCCGGCAAUGCGUCAAGGUCUUCCUAACGCACCUCUUAUCUCAACUCGGUCUUUGCCUCUUGGUUGUGGCGUACGCUGUCGGGGGGGCUUUCCUAUUCAAAUCAAUCGAGGCCGAAAAAGAAACCAUAAACCGCCAACAAGUUCGCGUUUCUCGAUCUCAUUGCCUCGACGACAUGUUCAACAUCACCGAACGCCUCAACGUCUUCGAGAGGGCCCGCUGGAUACGAGCCGUCGAGAGUCGAUUGAGAAAGUAUGAGGAAGACGUCGUGAAAGCGGUUCGCGACAAUGGCUACGAUGGGAACGAUAGCGACCAACCUGUGCAAUGGACAUUCUCUGGAGCUUUACUAUACUGCAUCACCGUCAUCACAACGAUCGGCUACGGUCACAUCGCACCGAAAACGAAUGAAGGAAAAGUUGUCACAAUCCUCUACGCUCUGGUCGGAAUCCCCCUGAUGCUCCUCUGUCUAUCAAACAUCGGAAACGUCCUCGCCGGUUCUUUCAGAUUUGCCUAUUCGAAAAUGUGCUGUUUGUGCAUAAUUCCGCCGCAGCCUAGAUCAAUGCUCCCCAACGGAUUCGAAGGCAGUUCGCCGAACUCGGUAUCUGUGGCUCCAGCGAGAAUUCCUGUGUGUUUAGUGAUGCUCUUCGUAGCGUCCUAUAUUUGCGUUGGAGCUGUAAUCUUCUCGAAGUGGGAAGGCUGGACGAUCUUGAAUGGAGCUUAUUUCUGCUUCAUCACGCUGAGUACGAUCGGCUUCGGGGACUAUGUACCAGGUCAGAGUACAUUCGGCUUCGAUCCCACCACGAACACUUUGCAGGACAGAGACGCUCAAUUAAAGCUGAUUAUAUGCUGUCUCUACCUCAUUAUGGGUCUUGCCAUCAUCGCUAUGUCGUUCAAUCUCGUCCAGGAAGAGGUGAUCCUGAAGUGCAAGGACGUCGCGCGCCACCUGCGACUCCUGGCUCAUGUCGAUGAUUAGGCGACGCAUGCUUCGGUCACCCCAGUCACACCGGUUUCUCUCUUUCGAAACGCUCAUUCUACACCGACAAGUUCAGCAGAUCAACUCCUUACGGUUGUGAUAACCGAUGAACGGU